This is a messenger RNA of Delphinapterus leucas (beluga whale), 1951 nucleotides long. It is a transcript of the gene TMEM250, whose product is annotated as transmembrane protein 250. Lineage: Eukaryota; Metazoa; Chordata; Mammalia; Artiodactyla; Monodontidae. The record is from RefSeq and is a predicted model, not a curated record.
GGGGGCGCUACGGGUCGGCCCUGCCUCCGGGAUCUGGGGCCCGGCACCCCCCCAGAAGCGAGCGCGUGGGUGCCGCGCGGACGCCCCGGCCCCGACCUGGAAGCCCGUGGCGCACGUGCGUUGCCCGCGGCCAGGUGGCGAUGGGAGGAUGGCGAGCGGCCCGCCCGAGGCCGCGACUCCGCCGCGUGAAGGGAGCACCGCCAUCUGAGUGCCAUUAGCUGCUGUCAGACCACGUUCAGACCGAAGCCUGUGGGAAGGGCUGGGCCUGUGGGCAGGGGAGGGUGGACGCGCCCGGCCUCCCCCUCCUCCGCCUCCGGCCAGAGCACCACGUGGGCGGCCGGAGAGGGAGCUAGCAGAAAUCCCCCUGCAGGCCUUCAGGCUACAAGCCAUGCGGUGGGACGCAGAUGCCCUCGGCAGUGCCUCCCCAGAGCCUGUAACCAACUUUGCUGCUCCGAUUUUACACGUCCCGAACUCCCAGUUCUGUGUUUCCAGGCACGAUUCAGGCGAGCUAUAAAUGGCACUUGCCAGGCAAAACUAGAGAGCCACUUGCUGUUUCUCCUCUCCUGUGGUGGCCCAAGCCACAGGGCCCGUGCCCUGCGAUAACACCACUGGCCCUGGGCCGUCAUCCUCUCCGCCAGGCACGGGCAACACUUGCCCGGAAACGUUCCAUUUGCCUAUAACCACAGCACCCCUGCGAGCCCAGCGCUCGACAUCCCCGUUGUGCAGAGCAGGGACGGUCUCGGGGUGAGGUGACCUGGCCAAGGUCACUCCUGGUGAACGACAGCACGAGGGUUCAGGCCCCGCAGGGGAGCCCAGAGCCCGGUGCCGGCUGCCUGGUCCCCAGCACUUGGCCUGUCAAGUUGCUGAAGGGAACGGCCCCCGUCUGCCCUGUGGACACCCUCUCCCUCCUCCUGUCCUCUUGUGUGGCUGCCACUCGGGGACUUACUCGCCCUGGAUAAAGCAGCCACAGAAGCGCAGGCAGGCAUGGGCAUCCCAGAUCAAAGCCGGACGGCCCACGCCUCCCCCGGGACUCAGCCUCGGCCUCCCAGGCCCAGGCACCCGCGACGCCUAUGCUGACUGCCGCCCGGGGCCCAAUGCCGGUCAUGCCCAUCCCCCGGCGGGUGCGCUCCUUCCAGGGCCCGCACACCACCUGCCUGCACGCCGCCUGCGGCCCGGCGCGCGCCUCCCGCCCGGUCCGCACCAAGUACAAUAACUUCGACGUGUACGUCCGGGCACGCUGGCUCUACGGCUUCAUCCGCUUCCUGCUCUACUUCAGCUGCAGCCUCUUCACGGCCGCGCUGUGGGGCGCGCUGGCCGCCCUCUUCUGCCUGCAGUACCUGGGUGUGCGCGUCCUGCUGCGCUUCCAGCUCAAGCUGUCGGCGCUGCUGCUGCUGCUGGGCCGUCGGCGCGUGGACUUCCGCCUCCUCAACGAGCUGCUGGUCUACGGCAUCCACGUGACCAUGCUGCUGGUCGGGGGCCUGGGCUGGUGCUUCAUGGUCUUCGUGGACAUGUGAGGGCGCCGCGGGCUCUUCCGGGGACGGUUUCUGGUGACCCGGCCGUAGAUGCACCUGCAGUGGGCGCUUUUCUCGACGCGCCAGCUUCUGUCGGACGAUUGUCCACUCGAGGUCAGUGGACGGCUCCUCCGAGGAAAUCGGGGGUGAGUCUCUCCCGGUUACCUGGAUGGCAGGCAAGGAGCCGACCCACAUGGACCCCACUUCUCGGCGCUGCAGAGGACGUUUUGCACCAAAUCAUGCUGUUUCCUAAAAGCUUUGUUUUGUGUUAGUUGACUCACGUUACUCUGAGGCCCCCUCUGAGGUGGGCACGUGUCCACGGGGCUGGGGCAGCAGGGGGGUCACGGUGGUGUGGACACAAAGCUGCUUGGUGUCUUGAGUGCCUGUGAAAUUCUUUAUGAAGUGAGCCACCUGCAUUAAACUUAUUUUUUUAACACGUU